GAAUCGAUUUAAACAGCCCUGUUCUCAACACUUGAUAUGGCAGGCACCGUGUGUUUUCUGCGGUCCCAAUCGUUAAUUGAAACUAACUCGUAAACAAAGUGUGUACAUUGUAGUCUGUCAAGUUAAUGUUAAGUUAAAAAAAAUGUCGCAGUGCUUUCGAAACGUUUCCAAUAAAUUUGUCACCGUAAAUUCGCUACUAAACACUAGAAAACAUGUCACGCAUUUCGACAAGAAAAUAUCGCAUCAAAUAAAACCAUCCACAUUUCUGGAAGAGUUUCUUAAUACUAGAAGUAUAACAAGUGUGAUAGCAAAUCCAAAGCACAGUCUGCAAAACCCAGCUGUACCUUCUCUGGAUUUAGUCAACAGUUGCGAAGUAUGGAGAGAAUCGUUUUACAGAGAAGACGAAGUGGACAAAAAGAAACAAUUUUUGUCAAAAAGAUGUACAUCAGUUGGUCCAUUGAAUCCUAUCUUACCUAAUAUAAGACUUAACAAAAUACAAUCUGAUAAUAUGGUGGUGUGGCGUAGACACUGUGAUAACCAAACGAGUCUUUCUUUUCACAAGAUUGAAUCAUUGGAAAACACUUGUACAAGAUUAUCUAGUGGCUCUGUGGCGCAAAAGUCAGCUAAUUCUAACUAUGAGAAAGAAAUCAAUUUCCGAGCUGACGGUACUCUGCGCACCGAAGCAAAAGGAUCCAAACAACCAGUACAAAGACCUGAGGGCAGACCAAGCCAAGAACAACUACAGCAUAUCUAUGAUGUAUUGAGAGAAACGGUGCCGAGGUUGUUUACUCACUCAAUGGAUUAUAAAAUCUAUCGGCUAGACAUGGAAUUUAUAAAUAAUAUUAGAGGUACUGUGAGUCGAGGCCUCUUCGAUUACAUCAAACAAAUAGCUUUGUUGAGGACGGUUGGGCAUCUUAAAUUUGCAUACGUCAAACUUGAAGUAUUAAAAAUCACUAUCCAUCCUGAAGAUGAUUCCAUCAAAAUUCGCUGGCGAAUUUGCGGAAUUCCAGGAUUCACAGCCUGGAUUUUCUUUUGGAGGAUAAAACUCUGGAAUUUGAAAGACGCUUUUGCCCAACAAGAAUUAUGGUACGACGGAUUCUCUUCAUUUUACGUGGGUAGUGAUGGUCUAGUCUAUAGACAUGUAGCAGACAAAAUGAUGCCCGAUCAAGGCACGAAUGAAACAGUGAAAAACCAGAAUGAGGUAGCAGCAAAGCUGGCUUUGUUCUUGGGAUUAUCAGUACCAGCAGGAUCGUUCUCCGAAAUUUACUCGUUAACAUACGGAUUGAAUGGAGAGCCACCAUGUUCAGAAAAAGAAAUAGUGAAGUUAGAAGAAAUGAAGUAACUUGAUAUUGUCUUUGAAUGAGUAUCACAUAACACCAGCAUACGUAUUCGGUGAAUUCGGUGGGUAUAUCUAUGCUUGUGCCUGUUGUUAUAUUUGUCCGGUAUUGUUAAGUCGCGAGAUGCUCUAGAAAUAAACUGAUGUAAUUGAUUUAAUAUUUAA
Athalia rosae (coleseed sawfly) is the source of this 1501-nucleotide messenger RNA. RefSeq lists its product as uncharacterized. The record is from RefSeq and is a predicted model, not a curated record. The transcript is spliced from 5 exons. Lineage: Eukaryota; Metazoa; Arthropoda; Insecta; Hymenoptera; Athaliidae. The coding region runs from base 143 to 1342 and encodes 399 amino acids.